Aureobasidium uvarum is the source of this 6663-nucleotide messenger RNA. Lineage: Eukaryota; Fungi; Ascomycota; Dothideomycetes; Dothideales; Saccotheciaceae. The record is from the annotation of a GenBank genome assembly.
AUGCCCAGCUACAGCGAUCGCGAGUCCAUCGAUUCUGGCCGCCAGUCGGUGCCCAUCUCAGACCCAGACAGAGCCCCUCCACCACUGCCUAUUCCGCCCAACUCGCCUGGCCUGGCCACACGGUCCAAUGCUUCGGCUAACAUCCAGGCCACCGCUCAGAGGCUGACCGAGCGUGCCCGCGAGAACAUGCCCGCCAGCGUCUAUACCACAAACCCGCCGCCUUCCACUUCGCCCGACAAGUCGUUGAUCAAGGGUGCUCACCACCGUCGCCUACAGUCUCUCCAGACAGGAAGUGUCCGAGACCUUCGCAGCUACCUCGAUGGUAUGCGCAACACUUCUCCCGAGAGACCGACCUCUAGAUCUACCGCUACUUCCCAAGGCUCACCCACUCGCCCUGCCGAAGCCGAUUACUUCUCGAGCCCUCCUCAAGAUCACUCGACACCGACCCCCGCCGACAGAAAUGCUCUCAGAGAUGCACCCAAUCUUCGUCCUGCCUCUCGUCCCAGGGCCAUUCUCGGCGAGAACACUCCUCCAUCCGCCACCAUGCUUGCUCUGCAGACCAUGGCUGCUCGCGAUCCCGAUCCUUCCCUCCACGACGUCACGAACUCUACCUCGUCACGCGAACCCAAGACGUUGAACGAGAUGAUGGCACAACUUACGAAUAUUACGAGCAUUACUUCGGGCAUGCAAAAGGAGAUGGCGCAGCUGAACCGUCGCAGCAAGGACAACGCCGCCGACUUGAUUGGUCUGAAGCAGGCUGCUGACAGCCGUGACGAAGAGAUCCGCAGAAACUUGCGCGAUUUGCUCUCCAACGUGAGUGCCUCGGAUGCUGGCUCCGUCUUCGGUGGCAGAUCAUCUGCCUUCGGUCUAGGUCUUCUCGAGAACAAAGGCUUGACCUCACCACCUGCUGGAGGAAGACCGUUUGGAUCCCUGCCUCGCUCGAACAGCCACGGCAGUUUCCUUGAUCCUGGCAGUCCCAACCCUUUCUCUAUGGACGGUGCCGCUAGUGUUGCAAUGCUGGAGAAGAUUAUCCGUGAGAUGGUUACCAAGGACGGUCAGGACCGCCUCCUAUCUACUUUAUCAGAGCUGCUCGAUAAGCACAGCAGGGAUAACGUCCAGGCUAUCGAAACCGCUCAAAAGGUGGCCGAGCUCUCAGACUUCAUCAAGGAAAAGUCAGGCAGUCAUGCCCUUGUCCGUCACUCGUCAGAUGCCCAAGACGAUGAACAAAAGUCAAAGGCCAUUGACGCCAUGAGCGCUGAUAUUCUGAGACUUCUCCACAAGAUCAAGGACAGCACCUCUCAGAGUGGUGGCCUGAGCAAUGAGAUCAAGGCGCUCCUCCAGAACCUUCGUGGUGAGGUCUUGGGCAUGGGUCGUGAGCUCGGGCGUCAGCUUGACCAGGCCAACUCUACCGCAAGAGUUGCCGAAGACGGCUCACAGAUCAAGACUGGUGUCGAGGAAAUCGUCAACCAGGGCCUGUCUCAGCUCAGAGAGCACAUGGAGCAUAUCAUCCAGCAAAACUCACAGCAACUCAUCAUGUCCAACCACCAAGACGAAAACAAGAACAAGGACAUGUACGACAUUGUCAAGAGUGCCAUCACAGAACACAGCACGGCUCUUGUUCAGGCUCAACCUCAAUCAGAAGGCCUUGAUAGGGCGAGCAUUCUUGAGGCAGUCAAGGACGCCAUUGAAGAGUUCAGACCUGAGAUUGAGCUUCAGCAAUUCGGUCUUGAGCGUGACGAGAUCCUUUCCGUUCUGAAGGAAGGCUUACAUGACUACCAGUCCACCAAGGAGCCGUCUGUAGCACCUGCCAAUAUCGAGGAGGUCGAAUCUGCCAUGCAACGUGCUCUUCAAGAAUUCAAUCCCCCGAGACCAGUCGAUGAGAUGGCCUCCUUCAAAGAAGAUUUACUAGCUUCUAUCCGUGAAUCCAUCGAGGAACUCAAGUCUGCUGGUCCAGGCGAUGCUGCCACUCACGCGAUUGUUCUUGGGGCAGUCAAGGAAGGUCUCGAAAACCACGGACCCCAUGCUCCUCGCGAAUUCGAGAUCAGCAGAGAUGAUUUGUUCGACGCUGUCAAGGCCAGUCUUGAUGGAUCGACCCUUCCUUUCGGCAGUUUCGGCGAGCAAGUUCUUGAUCAACUUCGCAAUCUUAUAGAAGAGAUGAAGGUCGAAUUCAAGCAGUACUCUGCUGCCAAUGGUCGCGAUACCGAGCAGGUCCUGGACGCCAUCAAGGAUGGUCUCGAGUCUUUGCGUCAUGAGGUCGAGUCCUAUGUCGACCGCGCUCAGGAUGUCACUGGCAAGGACGAAAUUGUCGAUGUCGUCAGAACUGGUCUCGAACAGCUUCGUGGUGAUGUUCAAGGCUAUUGUGCUGAAGGCCCAUCCAACGGUCGCAACGAGAUGAUAGACUACAUCAAAGCCGAGUUCGAACACUUACAUGAAGCAGUUAGCGGCCUCGGCUCUCGCGAUGGCGAAGAGGGCCGCCCUUCGAGUACUUCUGAAAUCCUCGUGGCUCUCGAAGCUGGUUUCCUGGAACUCAAGAAUCAAACCUCCAGCCGUGGUCUUCUUGACGAGACCAACGAGGAAGUUUUGGAAGCUAUGAAGGCCGAAUUCGAGGCUCUUCGCGAUGCUGUCAUUGCCGGAUCAAACACCCACAAGGCCGAAGUCAUCGAAUCUCUACAAGAGAGUCUGGACGCCCUUCAUGAAAAGGUCGGCCAUCGCGAGGACGGAACUUCUGACAACGAACUUCUGCUUUCUAUGAAGGAUGAGCUGGCUCAUCUGCGCGAGACUUUAGCCGCCACUCUUCUGAAAUCCGGUGCUGCUGCCGAGAGAGACGAGAUGAUUGAGGCUGUUCGCGAAGCCGUCGAUACAAUCCGUAUGCAAAUGAGCUCUGAGCAGGGCGAAGCUCAUGCCGAGACUCUGACGGUCCUCAAGGAGCAAUUGGAGAGUCUCCGUGAAUCCACUACCAAGGGCCUUGUUCUCAGCACCGGUGAAAACGACGAGGAAGAACAUCCUCAAGCACCUCUAGAAGAGAUAAGAACUCGUCUAGAUGAGAUCGCUGCUGCCAGCAGUGGCUCAGGCGUCAACACAGCUCUUCUGGAAGCUAUUCAGGGCGAGUUCCAGCAGAUCCGUCAUUCCAUGGGCGCAGGUGGCUCUCGCGCCGACACAGAGGAGGUCCUCGAUGCUGUCAGGCUUGGUUUGGACGAUCUUCAGUCCUCCCUCGAGAAGAAGAUUGACAAUCCCGAGAUGCACAGAAACCUCAACAAUGAGCUUAUGGACACCCUAAACGAAGGUCUUGACAACAUGCGCUCCGACGUCUCCAAGAUCAUGGACAAGCCUGUCGACAUGACCGUCAGCUACGAGAUUCUUGAGACUUUGAAGGAGGGCGUCGCCAGUCUUCGCGCUGACAUGGAGAAGCUAUCUGGUGGCGAUCGUCCCUCGACAGCUCUGGGUAGCGAGCUGAUUCUUGCCGAUACACCUGGCGAGGAAGGAUCACGAGAGCUGAGUGAAGACGACAAGACUGCUCAUCCGGUCAGUCUCAAGGAGAGAAUGGAAGCUCUGUUUGCCCAGUUGCAUAUCAAGGUCGAGGGCCUGGCUGCUAGCAUCGGCGACAUGCCUACCACCUCAGCAGCCCCUGCUGAAGGUACUGCCAUGAAGGAAGACUUGUUCGGCAUGGAAGAGACACUCCGACAGAUUCAAGACACUCUUUUGGUCAUGGCUGAGAAGGAAAAAGCCGAGCUUGACAAUGCCGUCACUAAGGAAGAUACUGACGCUAUUGAGACUCUGCUACGCAACACCAAGGCACAGCUCGAGGAGCUACCUGCUACCGCCGCUAGUAGAGAACAGUUGGACGAUGUCGAAGCGGUCGUCCGCAGUGCCAAGGAAGCUAUCGAUGGCCUUGCUACUAAGGAGGACGUUGCUGUUGUCGAAAUUCUUCUCAAAGACCUUGCCACUGCUUUCGAACACUCCAAGUCCAGAGGAUCUGAAGAAGACGAGGACGAAGAGUCAGCUCCUCGCUUGGACAAGGCAGAUCUCGAUGCUCUUGGCAUGCUUUGUACUGAGAUCAAGGAGAAGAUCUCGGAGCUCAACCUACCUGACCCCGAAGCACUCCCUUCCAAGGCUGAUGUGGAACAAAUUACUGGUCUCAUCAAUGACUUCCGCGAGAGUCACGACAAGGUCAGAGAAGGAUACGAGAACGACAUCGCCAUCACCGCCAAGGCUUUCGACGACCGCAGAAAGGAGGCUGAAGAGAUGUCUGAGGCUAUCUCUGGUGUCAAGACCUUCUUAGAGGAGGUCAAGGCCGAGAUUCUUGCCAAGGUCGAGAAAGGUACACCAGGCAUGACUGAUAUCGAAGAAGCCAUCAAGUCAAUCGACGACAAGGUCGCUGGCGACGGAGGUAUCGGAUCUGACAUCAAGGAGCUCUUGGAGACUGUCAAGAACGAGUUUGAGCGUUCCCAUGAAUCACUGGGCGGCAUCAAGAUUGAUCACGAGCAGAACAGCUCUACCCUGCUCGAGAAGCACGCGGAGCACAAGGAUGCUAUUGUGGCUGCUGUCACUGAAAAGGUCGAUUCUUGCUUUGACGGUCUGAUGAGCAAGUACGAUGAUGCUCAAGCUGCAGCACAUGAGAAGGCUAAGACCAUGGAAGAGCAGGUUGAGCAGCAGAAGGAGAUGCUGAACAGCACAAAGGAGAUGACUGAUGAGCUGAAACUCUCUAUCGACACGUUGGGCACCUCCUUGACGGCAUUCAUUCCUUCCUUCAACGAGGCUACCGAGAAGAUUUCCGAAGACUCCAAGACUGUUUUCGAGAAGGUCGAGGGUGCUAUGCUCAAGAUGGACGAGCACAACGAUGGUCUGAAGACUGAGCACCAGACCACUCGUGAUGAGAUUGUCAAGGUUGUCGAGGCCAUUGCUCUCCUUCAGGGGGAGUCCAAUGAGUACAAUCCUCAAUUCUCAAUGUCUCUCAAGGAGCUUCAUGCUCUGGUUAGCGCUCACUACGAGCACUCGCAACAGCUUGCCGCGACCGCGGAGGAGCAGGCCAAGACUGUCCAUGAUACCAUUCGCACCGCCACUGAGGAGUCAAAGACUCACAUCGAAGGUCUCUUUGCCGAGAAUCUCAAGAAUCACUUCUCUGAGAAUCUCAGUGCACAGACGGAGGAGCUUAAGGGAGUCCUUCCUGCCUUAUUGCCUGUACCUGUUGAGCCCGUCGAGAAGUACGAUGAUACUGCUGUCCACGAGAAACUCGACAAGCUUGUCAACGAUACUGCAGUCCAUGAGAAGCUCGAUACUCUUGUCAAUCUUGCUGGUGAGGCUGGAGCAGCCACAGCUCAGAUGGAACGCUUGGAUGAGAUUCAUGCUCAAGUCAAGGCUACUGCCGCCGAAGUUUCCGCUUUUGUUGCUAUCCAGCAGAAGCAGAUCACCAAUGGUCAGGAGAGCAAGGAAAUUGAGGCUCAAGAGCUUGCUCUUCUUCUUGAGCGUCGCCAAGUGCAGAAGGACAACAUUGAGUCUGACAUUUCCUCGCUCAAUGAAGAGAAGGAAAGCCUUCAAGCCAUCGUUGAGGCCCUUCGUGCUGAGAAGGAUGCCCUCGCCGCGCAAAAGGCUCGUCUUACUGGUGAUGUCUCUUCCCUCCACACUGCUUUGGAGAUCAGACGUGAGGAGUUGCACAUUAUGGAUGAGAAGGCCGAUGUCUUGGAACGUCGCAUCCUUGAGGGCCUUAUUGACCACUCCCGUGCCAUGCUUCUCACGCAGAAGACACCCAAGACGUCGCCCAAGAAGAAGCCUGUGCGCGAUCUGCGCCUUCCCAGUGAUGCUUCGACUACGCAACUUCCUGCUCCCACCACACCUAGCCUUCUUCAAAGUCAUGCACUGGCUAUGAAGACUCGUGGCAUGCCUAAGAAGACUGGUACCACUCCUAACACCGGUGAGCGCCGCAUCAUGUCUCUCAGCCAAAUCAGCCGUAAUUUACCCUCUGGCGCUGCUGCAUAUGCAGCCGCUGCUCCCAGCCUGGUUUCGGCUCAAGGCUCAAUCAACCGCAGUCAAUCUCUCAAGCAUAACAAGCUUCGCAAGAUUUCCUGGGGUACCGCCCGUGCUGCAGCCGACAAGGAGAACGAUAUUGAGGAGGUCACUGAGAUUGAGAGCAACUAUGGUGGAUCUCGACCUGUGAGCAGAGACUCCGAGUACCGCCCUCAGAGCCGUGAUUAUGACUCUCGCCCUGUCAGCCGUGAUAGUCUCGACUCUUCAUACUACAACAGCAGCAGACGCAGCGUUAGCUACGCUGGAAGCCACAGUGCUUGGACCGAGUCACAGUCCGGCAUGACUGAUGAUGGCCGUCGCACUAGCUUGGGCACACUAGGCACCUAUGAAACUGGUAGCUACAUGACCGGCAGCGACAUCGAUCGCCGUACCAGCAUUGGCAGCACCAUCCGCAGUACCAUGGACCGCUCCGCAAUCCAAGAGGAAGAUUACGACAGUGAUCUUGAGAGUGAGCGUCACGUUGAGCCCGAGACUCCUGCUGUGCCUGUCGAUGCCGCUGUUGCCAAGGACAUUGUACCUUAUGCUCCUCCCAGUGAUUCUGGCAUUGGCUCAGAUCUUCCCACUGGUGCUCUCCAAGGCCACGACGACUACUUUGCCGGUGCUGUUGUUCCUACUACCGUGGAUGAGAAAAAGGCUGCUUGA